Messenger RNA from Pristis pectinata (smalltooth sawfish), 8599 nucleotides. RefSeq names its product transmembrane O-mannosyltransferase targeting cadherins 1 (gene tmtc1). The record is from RefSeq and is a predicted model, not a curated record. NCBI's taxonomy places the organism in Eukaryota, Metazoa, Chordata, Chondrichthyes, Rhinopristiformes, Pristidae. Gene Ontology annotation, molecular function: protein binding; mannosyltransferase activity. Gene Ontology annotation, biological process: protein O-linked glycosylation via mannose.
UCCGGCGCGCCUGUCCGGCGAGUCGCAGUCCGGGCACCGGCUGCUGAGGAUGCGAUCCCGGGCGAGGGAUGGGGGAGCGAGCGCAGGAGCGGCGGAGCGGGGCCGGGGCGGGGGCUCGCUCCCCGCCGCCUGCCCUUAGCCUGUGCCACGGCUUGCUCGCCGCCCUCUGCGCCGCCGCCUACUGCAACGGGCUGCCCGGCGAGCUGGUGCACGACGAUGUUUGGGCGAUCGUCAACAACCCCGACCUGCGAGCCUCCGCCCCGCUCCGGGGCAUCUUCUCCAACGACUUCUGGGGCAGGAGCAUGAGCGACAGCAGCAGCCACAAGUCCUACCGUCCCCUCUGCAUCCUCACCUUCAAGUUAAACAUCCUGCUGGGUGGCAUGACCCCGCUGUACUUCCACAUGGUCAACGUGGGCCUGCACUGCGCUGUGACCUCACUGUUACUCCACACGUGUGACAAAGCCGUGUUCCGGGACAGGCGCCUCGCAUUCUUCGCUGCUCUGCUCUUUGCCGUGCACCCUGUCCACACUGAAGCUGUAACGGGAAUCGUGGGGCGAGCUGACGUAUUGGCAUGUGUGCUCUUCCUGUUGACCUUCCUCUCCUAUCUCAGGAGUGUGAAUUGUAAUUACAUUGGGGAAAACUUUCCACCCACCAGCUCACCAGUCUACCUGUUGCUGAGUUUGUUCCUGGGGACCUGUGCGAUGUUAGUCAAAGAGACUGGAAUCACUGUCUUUGGAGUGUGUCUUGUCUACGAUCUCCUUAUUCUGUGCUCCAAAAGACUUCUGAUAAACCUCUCGGCUGACAGGAUCAAAGGAAUCCUCAAAGUCUCUGCGCCAUACCUAAAGAGAGCUGUUCUUGUAACCAUCUAUGUGCUCCUCAUUCUGUUUUUCCGAGUAUGGAUCAUGGCCGGCUCCAUGCCCAACUUCUCAGAGCAGGACAACCCAGCUUCGUUCUCCCCUUACCUCCUCACCAGGUUCCUCACCUACUCUUACCUGCUGACCUUCAAUGCCUGGCUGCUGUUGGCACCUAUUACCCUCUGCUACGAUUGGCAAGUGGGGAGUAUUCCUCUGGUGGAGUCUAUGUGGGACGGGCGGAAUGUGGCGACCGCAGUGUUUGGUCUGGGCAUGGUCCUUCUGAUCCGGAACUGCCUCCUCUCUAUCCUGAAGCAGGAGCACAGAGAGGUGUUGGUGGGUUUGCUUUUCCUGGUCUUUCCAUUCAUUCCAGCCAGCAACCUCUUUUUCCGAGUGGGGUUUGUGGUGGCAGAGCGGGUUCUGUACAUGCCCAGCAUGGGAUACUGUAUCCUUGUGGCCCACGGACUGAACCGACUGUGCGGAGUCGUCAGUAAAUGGGGAGCCAGUGUCGUCACCGUGUCCACCUUGCUCGUGCUUGGACUGUUCUUCUGGAAGACCCUGAGACAGAAUGAGGUGUGGCUCUCCAGAGAAUCUCUGUUCAGAUCUGGAGUACAGACUUUGCCUCUUAAUGCCAAGGUGCACUACAACUAUGCCAACUUCCUGAAAGACCACGGUCGCCAUGACGAAGCAGUAUAUCAUUACAAAACAGCUCUGAGGCUCUACCCUCGACAUGCCAGUGCACUGAACAAUCUUGGCACAUUGACCAAGGAUGUGUCGGAGGCAGAAGACCAUUACAGACAGGCCUUGAAACUGAACCCGCAGCAUAACCGAGCUCUCUUCAAUCUGGGCAACCUUCUGAAAUGUCAGAAGAAGCUGCCUGAAGCUGAACAGUUGCUGCGUGACUCCAUCAGAUCUGGUCCUCAGUUUGCCGAUGCCUACUCCAGUCUUGCAGCUUUGCUGGCUGAACAGGAGCGAUUUGAAGAGGCUGAUGAUGUAUAUGCGCGAGGAAUUGAAAACUGUCCUGAGAACUCCGACCUACACAACAACUAUGGUGUCUUCUAGUUGAUAGAGGUAAGAGAUGGGAACGGGGCCUCUGGGCAUUACCUGCAUGCCAUCCGGCUAAAUCCUAAACACUAUGUUGCCAUGUUGAAUCUUGGUCGGCUGCUGCGUUCAGCCAACAAGAACAAAGAGGCCGAAACCUGGUAUAAACGAGCGCUUGACGUUACCAGGACUGUGGAUGUUCUGUCUCCACUGGGAGCUCUGUACUACAACACAGGGAGGUAUGAAGAGGCCUUGCGGAUCUACAAGGAAGCUAUCACAAUGCAGCCCCAAAACAGCGAGCUGCGACUGGCAGUGGCACAGGUCCUGUCCGUGGCCGGCAGAGCCAGAGAGGCUGAGAGGCUCAUCAACCAGGUGGCAAGUGAAAGGAGCAACUGCCUGGAGUGUCAGCGACUCUUGUCCGUUAUCCACAGUAAAAGGGGGAACUUGAAGGAGGCACUUGAAGCUGUGAAGAAGGCCGUCCAAAUGAAGCCCAAAGACCCAAAGGUUCUUGCAGAACUUUAUUUUUCUGAAGGAAAUCUUCUGAGGGAGCUGAAUCGGCUGGAUGUGGCUUUUGAGAGCUACAAGCAGGCAGUGGAGCUGAGUCCAGAUCUGUCACAGGCUUGGAUGAACAUGGGCGGGAUCCGACAUAUAAAGGGGGACUACGUCGCGGCACGUGGCUACUACGAGAAAGCCCUGGAGCUGGUGCCGAACAGCAAGAUUCUGCAAGAAAACCUCAGCAAGCUGGACCGCCUGGAGAAGAGGUCGCAGGCAGCCAGCAAGGCCGAGCAGAGUCCUCGGGACCAAGGCACAAGGUGACGGAGGACAUUUGCUCCUGACUUUUACAUGGCACAGCAAGAGGUGAAGGUACUUUGGUGGCUCUUGCGAUGUCCUUGAUGACUAAAACAACAAAGGUGUCUGCCUACUAUGAAGAAAACCAGGAGGUAUUGAUCGUAUUAUAGCUGGUGUUUGCCAAGACUGAUACACGUCCAAAAGUCUCCACUGCUUCAAGCUUCUGCAGUCUGGGGUCCACCUUCUCAGACUCUUAUCUGGUGAUGCUCAACAUGACCAAGACACUCUGGGAUUUAAUGUAGAACCAGUUAAUUUAGCCUUCCUUUCAAUGGCUCUUGUAUUUUGUGUGUGGCAGGCUCUGAAACAGCCUAAUAUAAUGCCCAGAAGGAAAAUUUACCAAACCAAAUCUUUUAGUCAGUAACAAGCUAAAAGUAAAAGAAAUCCACUGUAGAUUAUUUUGUUCCUGCUUGAAUCAAAGCAAGCUGACCAACAGGUGUCUGAGGCUUUCCAUUGCCUUAUGUGGUGUAAUCUUACUGGGACUUCUUUGUGAAUAGCAUGCAAUGAAAACAGUCAGGGCACAGUGUUAGUCACAAGGCAUUGGUUAUUGAUUUCAGUGUACAGUGUGUCUGUGUUGAUCCUCAGAUUAUUUUCUUGUUUGAAAAAGUCAACAUGAAAUGUUAGGAGAGACCCACAAUCAAACACUAGCGAGGUAGAUCACAAAGGCAGAAAAGGGCAAGUUUCAUUUUAAAUAUUGAGACUCGACAGUCUGCUUCCUGUGAAGAUGCUUCCCAUGGGUUAGAGUUUGUUCAUCUGAUCCUGUGGAGCUCUGAGGAUCAGUGAGUCAUUGACUUAAUGUCAGCACUUGGACUUGUGCCAGUGCCUGCUUCCUGUUUAAUCCAGGAUGACAUCCAUUUAAGGUUGCUGGGAGUAACAUCCUGAUGGGGCACUGGAGGAGAAAAGUCUGGAAUUAUUUAAGAUAAAAUGUGGAAACUGAUAGGUAUAUUUGGGUGAAUGCAUAAUGUCAAACCAAAUGGUCUUCCUGAUCUUACCUGCCUUUGAUAAAGGGGAUCACUAUCUCUGAUUGUCUGCUCUUGUACUGGCAGAGCUAUUAUUGAUGUUCUCUGUUGACCUGCCAGUUUGAGUUUUCUCUUGUAGAACACACGCAAAGAAUUACUGAUUACAAUUUGAACUUUAAGAACCACAGCAAGUUUUUUUAAUGGGAUAAGCUUACCCUCUGGGCAAUUGCUUACUAAUCUGCCUGUUCAUGCAGAGAUAGGGUUAAUGGCUGGAGAUGCAACUUGCAUGGUUCAGUGUUUACUGUCCCAGUGUGCGGCUGGGGCAGUGUAAGUGGAUUGGGUUGGCUGCAGUGACCCCAUUUCUUAAACUUUGAAUGGGCAAGGGGCAGGGCUUCCAGAAGGUAGCUGGUGCCUACAGAACUGUGCCAGGGCAAAUGGCCAGUUUCACGAGAGAAAUGAAGAAAAUGGACAAACCUGUUUCAUUGAAAAGGGGGAAAGUUCACGGCCUGGAUUUCUUUUGAAAUAUUAGGAACAUCUCACAUGUAGUAAAUAGGUUUGUUUUCAAUUCUCUCUAAGUUCUGGCAAGAUUGAAAUUAAGAUCUGUUGACAUUCUUAUUCUUUCAGUGAUCCUUUUAAUACUGGUUGAAACUGGAAUUAUAGGCACAGAUUAGAAAUGGCACAGUGACAUUGUGGAAGUGAACAAUGUUUGCGGGUCUCCAGUCUCCUCUUCGUCACUUUCCCCUCCAUGACUGAUCUACCCAGUCAUAGGCUGUUCUCCACACUUAGCCCUCCAGCUACUGUUAGUGUCUCAGACUGCCCUUCUGGUCUACAAAUCCAGGCAAGUUUAUUUGGAGUCCUAUCAGCCAUUUGUACAAGAGCACAUAUUGUAAUCUUAACAUUGUGAUGAGAUUAAAGUGGCAACAAUUGAAAUAUUAAUCAAUUGGCAGGUGAACAAAUGACUAUUGUUGGGUCAUGUUGAAGUUAUAUUUCUUAUUUAAUCUGAAAGUUUUACCUAUGAUUCCUGUUGUUCAGACUCCAGUUAUACUGCAAAACUGUUUUCAGUAUUUCUAUUUUUACAUAAGAUGUAUAAUUUAUUUAUAAAAAAGUAUUAAAGCCAUAAUAUAUUUCAUUAUUGCUACAUUGUAUAUAUUAAAUGCACUGACUAUAUUGAUUUUAAAUGCAAACAUUUUAUAAAACUGAAAUGUUAAGCAUCACAAGAGACUGCAGAUGCUGUCAUUUGCUGAUUCAAAAACCAAACUGCUGGAGGAACUCAGUGGGUCAGGCAGCAUCUGUGGAGGCAUUUCGGGUCGAGACCCUGCCUCAGGUCUCUCUGUGAUCUGUGAUAAGCAUCGCUACUUUGGGAGCCUGAGUACAGUGUGAAGGUUGUUGGGGACUGGGUUCAAAUUAUUCAUUCUAAUUUUAGGUGAGACUCCCUCCCCCCCCCCACCCCCCUCCCCAUCUAUCCCUAUAACUGAUAGAAGCAGCGUUUCAUUCAGUCUGUUUGGGAAUAUGUACCAGUUCACAGUUAUCAAGUAUUACAGGCUAAUUCACUUCACUUCCAAUUUUGACUUUGUCUGGCCAUCCGCUGGAAAUAUACCGCAGUGCAACACAUUAAAGUUGGUGUUAAUUUCAAAUCCAUUAACUGGAAGACAUUUAGAAAAUAGAUUUAUGAAAAUAAUGCAAAGCUAAUUGUGUAGAGGUGGUUGUUGAAUUUACGUAAUGAAGCAGACUGCAUAAUUAAGAACUAUUGAUAUUAAUGCUGCUGUGUACAUUAAUAAUGGAGAACCAUGGUUAGCAGUUGGAACUUGACGGCUGGUGAAUGGAUAGGGUGCAGAAAUUACAAGGGUGAGACCAGAAUUGCAAGGGUAUUCAGGCAGCACACUGCUGUUCCAGGGGCCCAGAUUCAAUCCUAACCUUGGGUGCUGUCCGUGUGGAAUUUUCACAUUCUCCCCAUGACUGCAUGAGAUGCUUCACUUCCCCCAGUAUCCCAAAGAUGUGCUGGCAGGGUAAGGUGACUAAAUCAUCCCCUCGUGCAAGUAAGUGGUAAAAGAGUCAAAGUUGAUGGGCAUGUGAGAGAGGGGACAUUGUAGGGCUGCAGGGAAAAUAAGGAGAGGAGGAAUCAGUAUCCACAUCAGAAGAGGAUGAACAAAUUGGAUCUCUUUUCUCUUGAGAAAAUGUGGCUCAGAGGUAAUGUAGUAAAGAUCUUUAAAACAUUGAAAGGUAUUGAUAGUAUGAAUAGGGAGAAUGUUUCCAUUCAUGGGAUGAGAGUAUAACCAAAGGCCGUCAUCUUCAAAUGGUAACCAAGAAAUCCCAUAGGGAAUUCAGCGAUGAGAAUGUGGAACUUGCUGCCACUAGGUGUGUUUGAAGUGAACAGCAGAGGUCCAUUUAAACAGAGGCUGGACAAGCACAGAAGGAGGAAGGGAAUAGAAGGUCACACUAAAGGGCUUGAAUGAGGAAAGAUGGAGAAGGUCUGAGUGCACAUAAGUGCCGACAUAGGCCACUCGGCCCAACCAGUCUAUCCCUGUGCUGCGUAUCCUGAGUACUACAAUGAAAUCUGCAGUAUCUAAUUUACCUUUUCUUCCAAAGUUGAUGGUUUGUUAAUUCCAGCUUAAUAGUAUUAUUUACUCAGUUACUGCAAAGGAAUUUAAAUCAAUCUUAAAAAUUGGGCAAGAAGGUAGCCGAUCGAGUACAAUGUGCAAAGUGUGAAAUCUUUCAGAAUGGCAAAGUAGGAUAUUUUAUAAAAGGUGAGAGGUUAGUAAAUGCUGGCAUUUAGAAGGGUUUAGCAGCUCUUGAACACUAACCAUAGAUGAUUGCCCUGCAGGGUACAGCAAACACCAGGAAGAUCAAUAACAUGCCAGACUUUAUACAAUGUGUUAAAGUACACGAGUAAAUAAAGCUUCUUGUAAUUGUGAGACCACAAUUGAAAUACCAUGUGCAGUUUUGAUUUCCUUACCUAACUUAGGAUACGCUUGUCUUACAGGAUGGAAAACUGAUUCCUGGUAUGAGGGACUAAAGAGAGAUUUAAAAGAAUGUCUUUAUUUCCUGUAAUAUAGAAAAGUAAGAGAUGAUUGCUUAAAAUAUAUAAAAUUCCUACUGUUGAUGCUGAGAGGCUUAUAUCCCCUGGCUGAUGCAUGUAGGCUAAGGGGUUAUAGAUUCAGUACAAGGGGUAGAUGGUUAGGGCUGGGUUAGUCUAGUUUGGAGUUACCUACCCAAGAGAAUUGUGCAUGUUCAGUUGAUGAGGAUAUUCAAGGCUGAGAUUGAUGGACCUUUGGGCAAAAUAUUAUGGGAAUAAGAUGGGAAAAUGGAUCAGGCCAUAAUCUUAUCAAAUGGGGAAACCAUAAGGUCAUCUCUUCCUCCUCUAGCUUUAUGUUAUUUCUGCAUACUUUGGAACAUCUGAACCCCAGCCAAGUGUCAGUAUCUGGUCCACUUCUCACUGAUCAAUAACUGAACACAAUUCUACCAUUGAUUUUUGUCAAUUUAUGUUGAGCCCUUCUAAUUAGAUGGAAGAUGGAGAUUGAGCAGAAUAUUUUAAAACAGCAGCCGUGGCUUUGAUUGAUUUUCCUAUAAACAGUAUUUAUUCCAUUUAUUUAAUUUACAAAGUGUUUGCAUUUAACCUUGUGAGUGUAAGAUGAAUCUCUACAUUUAUCUGUUUCCUCCCCUGUGCAUUGAUGUGAAUGAAGGAUAACUCCAGUCCAAAGGCUUUCAUUUGAUGGGCUUAACAGCCUUGCCAUCAGGCAUCAAUCUGUUUCCAUUCUCUUUCUCUUUAUGUGGUGUGUUGAGAUGCACUGGGGGUGUUUGGAUUUAAAUAUAUGCAAUGUUUUAUAUGAAAAGCAAUGUUCAUAAAACAAAAAGAACAGAAGAAAACUGCGUUGUUUUGAGGAGGAGCCCAGCCUUGUCAAUCAUUUAAUUCACUGCCAUGAAUUAGAAUGAAUUCAGUUGCGUAUGUAAUUAUUGAAGUUUCCUAUCUGAAAUCACACAUGUACACGACUGCUGCUAACCUUGUUCUGGUGGCUUAUAAGAGUAAAAUCAAAGUAAAAUUGUCAACAGAGAGAGGGUACCAAAUUAAUUCUUUCAAACUUAGAUUAUUAUGUCAUUUUGUAAUAGAAAAGAAAGCAAUAGCUUGCACUAAAAUAGCCUCUUUCAUGACUGCAGAAUUUUCCAAAGGGCAUAAUGUAAUUACUAUUGUAAUGUAGGGAAACAUGACAGCCAGUUGGUGCACAUCUGGGUCUGACAGCAGAUUACUUGAAACCAGUUGCUGUAAUUAGUCACCAACUCUAUUACUGGCUCAAUUGCUUAGCACUCUGACCUCCGAAUCAAAUGCUUCAUUCACAUCUCACUCCAGAGACUUGAGAACAAAUAUUUGAGCUCACUCUCCAGCGUAUGACUGAGGGGUGCUGCACUGUCAGAAGUGCUGUCUUUCAAAUGAGACUUUGAACAACCCCAUCUGCUGUCUCGUGUCUGUACAAGAUAGUCCCCAUUGUCUUGUCCAAUACGUAUCACUCAAUCAACAUCACUUAAUGAGAUUAUCUGUGCAUUAUUACAAUGUUUGUCUCUGCACAAAUCGGUUGUGGUGUUUGCACUGGUGACCACACUUCACAGAUACUUCAUUAGUUUUGAGGUGACCCAAAAUAUAUGUGCAAUGUGUUAUAUAAAUGCAAAUCUUUUGAAAUGCAGCACUCCAUCAGGUGUACACUGAAGUCCCAGCCUUUGAUCAAGUCUCUGAGUAAGAAUUGGGCCUCAGAGCUGAGAGUAUGAUCAGUGAGCCAAGGCUGUCACUUAGUAAUUGUGAGUAUAUGUACAUGGGCUGUUCUCUAACGCUCCUGUCUCUCAGUUACGUAUUGAAUAUGUUUUAGGAAUGACUGUGUCUGGAAGCUAUGAAUAAAUAAGACUGCUAAUUUUGUU